Pyrus x bretschneideri (Chinese white pear) is the source of this 2420-nucleotide messenger RNA. RefSeq names its product tyrosyl-DNA phosphodiesterase 1. Gene Ontology annotation, biological process: double-strand break repair; single strand break repair. Gene Ontology annotation, cellular component: nucleus. The record is from RefSeq and is a predicted model, not a curated record. Gene Ontology annotation, molecular function: protein binding; single-stranded DNA binding; double-stranded DNA binding. NCBI's taxonomy places the organism in Eukaryota, Viridiplantae, Streptophyta, Magnoliopsida, Rosales, Rosaceae. The transcript has 16 exons. The coding region runs from base 147 to 2171 and encodes 674 amino acids.
CAGUCAUGUGAUCAAAUCCCUCAACGGAAAACUGCCGUAAGCUGCCUCCAAAUCUGCCGACAGUCCCCUCCUGCUCCUCAGAGUCCUUCUUCCCCACCGAGUCAGAAACUCUUCCCCUCAAAAGCUCGAAGCUUUUCCCACUUCUCAUGCACCCAUACAUUCCCCAAUGGCUCACCGUCCUGAUGGGAUAUUUGGUUCCUCUCAAUGCCAAGCUAGAAGAAGACGCUUCACUCCCAAAAAUACCCCUCUCCCGAGGCCCGAAUUACAUCGGCCGCAACACCACCGCUUCCCUCUCAGACAAACGACUCAGCCGGAAGCACCUCGCUCUCACUAUCGAUGCUAGUGAUUCCGCCGUUUUGGUCGUGGAGGGGACAAAUCCCACUGUUGUGAAAUCCGGGAGUAACAGGAAGAAAUUGUUUCCGAAAGAAAAUGCAACGAUAUGCAAUGGUGAUGUUAUAGAGCUGAUUCCGGGGCAUUUUCUUUUCGAGUAUAAGACAUUGUCUGAUAAUGAAAAUGGAAAUAAUGUGCGUGUUGUCUGUGACCAUAAGAGGGGAUCAAAUGAUGGUGGAAAGGCCGGUGAAGUUGAAGAAUUGGCUCGAAAGAGGCCACGUCAACUAGUGUCUCAAGAUAAAGGUUCCGAAAGGAGUUUGAAGGCUGAGGUGGAAGGAAGCAGCUCGGGGGCUGAUAGAGACGGUGGCAGUGUGGAGGCCAUACGCCAUUUUUGUGUUCCUAAUGAUCAAUUACCACAGACCUUUCGGCUUUUGAAUGUGCAAGGACUUCCCCCAUGGGCAAAUACCUCUUGUGUUUCUAUAAGGGAUUUGAUUCAGGGGGACAUUCUCGUUGCUAUCCUUUCCAAUUACAUGGUAGACAUCAAUUGGUUGAUCCCUGCAUGCCCAUCAAUUGCCAAGGUUCCACAUGUGUUGGUUAUUCAUGGUGAGGGUGAUGGUACACUGGAUUACAUGAAGAGAAAGAAGCCUGCGAACUGGAUUCUACACAAACCGCCAUUGCCCAUUUCAUUUGGUACACACCAUUCAAAGGCCAUGAUUCUUGUUUAUCCUCGAGGAGUGAGAAUCAUUGUACAUACAGCAAACUAUAUACAUGUUGACUGGAACAACAAAAGCCAAGGUUUGUGGAUGCAAGACUUUCCCUGGAAAGAUCAAAAUAAUCCAAGCAAAGGAUGUGGAUUCGAAAGUGACUUAAUUGAUUAUCUCAGUGCACUGAAGUGGCCUGAGUUUUCAGUUAAUUUUCCUAAUCUGGAUAGCUUCAAGAUCAAUCCGUCAUUUUUCAAGAAGUUUGAUUACAGUGAUGCAGCAGUGAGGCUAAUUGCAUCUGUCCCUGGAUAUCAUACGGGUAACAACAUGAAAAAGUGGGGGCAUAUGAAGCUUCGCACUGUUCUUCAGGAGUGUAUUUUUGAUAAAGAGUUUCGGAAAUCUCCUCUUGCUUAUCAGUUCUCCUCCCUGGGUUCUUUGGACGAGAAGUGGAUGGCUGAGUUUAUGUCUUCAAUGUCAUCAGGCUUAUCGGAAGAUAGAACUCCUCUCGGUCCUGGGGAGCCACUCAUAAUAUGGCCUACAGUAGAAGAUGUCAGAUUCUCUUUAGAGGGCUAUGCAGCUGGAAAUGCCAUUCCAAGUCCACUAAAGAAUGUGGAGAAAGACUUCUUGAAAAAGUACUGGGCUAAAUGGAAGGCAAGCCAUACCGGCCGCUGUCGUGCAAUGCCACAUAUAAAAACAUUUGUGCGUUAUAAUGGUCAGAAACUUGCUUGGUUUUUGCUAACUUCAGCAAAUCUUAGCAAGGCUGCCUGGGGCGCUCUCCAGAAGAACAACUCACAGUUGAUGAUCCGUUCUUAUGAGCUGGGAAUUCUAUUUCUACCACGUAAAACAUGCAGUUUUGGGUUUUCUUGUACGAGCAAUGGGGUUCCAUCUAAGGAUAAAUCUGGACGGUCAGAAACUUCUGAAGCAUCGAGAACAACACUCGUGACUCUGAACUGGCAAGGAAACAGGAAUACAGAUUCAUCAUCUGAAGUAAUUAAAUUGCCCGUGCCUUAUGAACUCCCUCCUCAGCCAUACACCGCGGAAGAUGUGCCUUGGUCUUGGGACCGGCGGUAUAACAAGAAAGAUGUUUACGGUCAAGUUUGGCCGCGACAUGUUCAGCUGUAUGCUGCUCAAGACUCCUGAAACUCUUGUGUGUACUUGACAGCCAUGUACUUACAAUCUUUUCUCAGCUCUUUAAAUUCGAGCAUACUGAGCUUUUCUUACCCUCAUCUUUUAUGAGGCUAGAAAUAUUUUCUUUUAGUGUGAUGGUUAAACCGCCACGUAUGAAUGUCACGGUCAGGACUGGUUCUAGGGUCGUUUAGUUGUUUCCUUUUGGGCUUCUGCCCCACAUUCUCACAAGAACUAGUAAAAGAUUCGGCUUUGAUGUGUUCA